GGUAUCCUAAUUUUUAUCUUCGGACGACGCUGCAAAAACACCCAUCUAUCCAUUCCCGGUGAGGGAAGGUUGCCACAGUGUUUCUCUCCUGAGAACCUCAAUAGCUCAAGCUAAUAAAAAUGGCGAUGUUACCCAUGGUGUUUGCCUCAAUUUACCAGUCAAGGACUGUCUCUUUUGCCUUAUCUGCCUUCCUUUCUGUACUCCCCUGAACUCCAAGCUCCGCUUCAAUGGAUUUCUCUGAGGCUGGCCUUCGGCCUUACAAUCCCCUCUCUCGUCGCAGCCUCUCUUGCUUACUCGGUCCCGAACGAUUCCUUUCUCCAUAUAUAUGUCAUCAUGCGCCGGCGGUGGAUGUUCUCAGAUUUAAUCUUUUUGUGGAAAAUCGCAAUUCUCUCAAAGGAUACCCAAUAAAGUCUGUGACGAAAGGUCAGUAUGCUACUACAUCUAGAGGGCAAUGUUAUGUUGUUUGGGUUGUUGAAGCUGAUUUGUUAGCUGGUCAGCUUCUGUACAUUACUGGGGAUCCCAUAGGCUUAGGCUGUUGGGAUCCAGAUAUGGCUAUCCUAAUGUCUCCUACUGAACAAGCAAACUUGUGGAAGACUGAAGUCAAGAUAGCUUCUGGCAUGAAUUUCAGGUAUAAUUAUUUCAUUAAAGAGGAAACUUGGCCUUCAUGUGAUAUUACUUGGAGACCUGGACCUGAAUUUUCUCUAUCAGUGCCUCUUACUGUCAAACAAGAUAGGAAAAUUGUAGUGAGAGAUUCAUGGAUGAGGUUUGGUACUCGGAGGUCUCCAGAUCAGUUUUGGGGGUCAUGGAUGGAGGAGACCCACUUGCCUGUGCAACCUUCAUUCUCAGCUGUAGCUACAGAUGAAUAUAAGAUUGCAAAAGGCAUUGGAGGGGAUUUCAGUAUAACAAAGCCCUUCUUCAAUAAUGUCAUGGUCGAGCCAUUGCUGAAUGACAUCAAAGUGAAUAAACCAUUUGUAAAGAAUAUAGAAGUUAAGGAUAAAUUUACUACUAAUGUUGAGGAUACAAUUAGUUCUGCACAAAGGGGUUCAAGUUGUACAACAUUUUACUCCGAAAAUGACCAGCCUGUUGAGGAACCAUGGUUACCGCAGUCGUUGUUCCAGUGGAAUGUUGAUGUUUCCGAAUAUAAUGGCCCUGUGAAAGAUGACAAAGCUCAUUUGGAUGUUAAUAAUCAGCAUGUCCAAGUACAAGGACAGCUGUUGCCUGAAACAGACGCCGAGCUAAUUCUGAAGGAGGACUCUGUUUCGACUUUAAUACUGAUUAAUUCUUCAAUAUGCACCAUGCAAAGGAUUGCUGUUUUGGAGGAUGGGAAGUUGGUUGAAUUAUUACUGGAACCAGUUAAGAGCAACGUACUGUGUGAUAGUGUCUAUCUAGGGGUAGUCACAAAGCUUGUUCCUCACAUGGGUGGUGCAUUUGUUAAUAUAGGAAAUUCUAGGCAUUCUCUCAUGGACAUUAAGCAAAAUAGGGAACCCUUCAUAUUUCCUCCAUUUCGUCGGAGGAGAGAGAAAGAAAUCAAUUCUUCUGUUUCAGGCCUUGAAGGGCACCCAGUUGUCCCUGAAAAUGAGGACACAUCAGAUGAUGUCGAAGUCAUUGAUGAUGUUGCAGACAUCAAUUCAAAUGAUGAUUCCGUACAAUUUAUGCACAGUGAUUAUGAGGAGCAUGAAAUAGAUGAUGAUUUUGAUGUUUUGGAAGUUCUUAAGGACAAUAUAAACGGAAGUGAAGUUGAUUAUGUUGAAGAGGAAGCUGAUAUUGAGGAGUUAGAUGGAAGAGAGCAGCAUUUGGAAGGCAAAACUAUGAAUGGUUCCCUUCCUGUUAAAUCAGAAGAUUCUAAUGGUUAUAAAAUACUUCAUCCCCCUGAUAUGAAGGAUUCAAAUCACUUAAUGGCCAAUGAAUAUAAUUGGGCUCAGGUUCGAAAGAACACCAAAAUAGUUGUGCAAGUUGUCAAAGAGGGGCUAGGCACGAAAGGGCCCACACUGACCGCUUAUCCAAGAUUAAGAAGCAGAUUCUGGAUAUUGCUAACUCGUUAUCAAAAGGUUGGAGUCUCAAAGAAAAUUAUUGGUGUUGAGCGUACUCGCUUAAAAGUCAUAGCAAAAACAUUGCAGCCUCAGGGAUUUGGCCUGACUGUCAGGACUGUUGCUGCUGGUCAUUCUUUAGAGGAACUGCAGAAGGACUUGGAAGGUUUACUUUCCACUUGGAAAAAUAUAAUGGAACAUGCAAAAUCUGCUGCUCUUGCUGCCGAUGAAGGUGUGGAAGGUGCCGUUCCUGUUAUCUUGCAUAGGGCAAUGGGCCAAACACUUUCUGUUGUCCAGGAUUAUUUUAGUGACAAGGUUGAUAGAAUGGUAGUUGAUUCGCCAAGGACAUAUUAUGAGGUUACCAACUACCUUCAAGACAUUGCUCCCGAUCUAUGUGAUCGAGUUGAGUUAUAUGGCAAGAGGAUUCCCCUCUUUGAUGAGUUUAAUGUCGAAGGAGAGAUCAAUAACCUCCUAAGUAAAAGGGUCUCACUUGCUAAUGGAGGGUCCCUAGUGAUUGAACAAACUGAGGCAUUGGUCUCAAUCGAUGUGAAUGGGGGUCAUGGGAUGCUUGGCCAUGGGAAUUCACAGGAGAAAGCUGUUCUGGAUGUCAAUCUUGCAGCUGCAAAACAGAUUGCAAGGGAGUUACGGCUGAGGGAUAUUGGUGGCAUUAUUGUAGUUGAUUUUAUAGAUAUGGAAGAUGAAUCAAACAAGAGACUGGUCUAUGAGGAGGUUAAGAGAGCUGUUGAGAGAGACCGCUCGAUGGUGAAAGUGUCUGAACUGUCCAGGCAUGGACUCAUGGAAAUAACUCGAAAGAGGGUUCGACCAAGUGUGACAUUCAUGAUCAGUGAACCAUGCACAUGCUGUCAUGCGACUGGAAGAGUUGAAGCUUUAGAGACUUCCUUCUCAAAAAUCGAGCAAGAAAUUUGUCGAAUGCUUGCGAUGAAGAACCACAAACCAGACGCUGAAAACCCCAAGUCCUGGCCAAAGUUAAUAUUGAGGGUUGACCAUCACAUGUGCAACUACUUGACUUCUGGGAAAAGGACAAGACUUGCAAUUUUGAGUAGCUCCCUCAAAGUUUGGAUUCUACUGAAGGUUGCUAGAGGAUUUUCCAGGGGUGCAUUUGAGGUUAAACCUUUUACUGAUGACAAAGAAGAUGAAAAUCAUCGUCAGGCAGCCAUUCCGUUGUUGCGAUCAUCAAAAGUGGGACCUCAUAAUUCAGGCAGAAAAGUGACUAUUGUUCCAAUCAAAACGAGGAAAGCUAACGGAAAAUGAAUUUGCCAUUCCGUACCCUUUUUUUUUUGUUUGUUGCUGUUUUCUGUGCAGAUAAUCAUGAUAUUUUUCCCAUCUGUUAAAUUAUGAGGUGGGGGG
Molecule: messenger RNA, 3395 nt
Organism: Tripterygium wilfordii
Lineage: Eukaryota; Viridiplantae; Streptophyta; Magnoliopsida; Celastrales; Celastraceae
Product: ribonuclease E/G-like protein, chloroplastic
Exons: 14
Coding region: 228-3299 (1023 amino acids)
Biological process (GO): rRNA processing
Cellular component (GO): cytoplasm
Molecular function (GO): starch binding; RNA binding; RNA nuclease activity
Source: RefSeq, a predicted model, not a curated record